AUGGCUCUGCCUACAGAAGCUCAAAGAUCUUUCCGGCUAUAUGUGACCCAUGUGGAUGGUGAGGGUCAUUUUCUGAAGAUAAGUGGUCAGUUAGAUCAACAAUCUUCUUUAAUGGUCGAAAGUUUAUUUGAAUCUGCCCGUGAAAAUUUAGAAAAGGGCAUCGGAGCGGUACCCCCGGCAGCUAUUCAAGAAGGUGUUAUUUGUGCCGCCAAAUAUAAAGAUGGAACCUAUUACAGAGCUAAAAUUAUAAACAUAACGAAUCUCGCUAACGGCAUAGUAGGGGUACACUUCAUUGAUUACGGUAAUAAAGACAUUAUUUCAUUAAGUACUAUACGCUUCUUAGAUAGCUAUGAUCCUAUGUUUUUACAACUACGCGGCCAAGCCACGGAUUACUACCUAUCUCGUAUAAUGCAUCCGUCUGGAAGGUGGGAAGAACCUAUGCUUCUAAAACUACAAAGUUUACUCUGCUAUGCUGAAUAUCCUGCGUCUGUUGAAGCUCAAACGAGGACCUUACCUAUCAUAGCGAUUCAGUUUAAAGGAAACGAUCUGUCAAUACACUUAGCUUCUAAUAGAUUUGGUGUUGCACUGCCAGUGACUAAGCAAGAGGUUUUACUGUUGCAAAUGGCUGACAAUCAGCUGGGAACGAGCUGGUCGCCAACUUUGUUGACUGAUGCACCACCUUUCACUGAACAUGUACCAUUUCUAAUUAAUCAGAACUUUCCUAAUCCUGCAUCCGCUAUGCGUUUCAAUCAAAAUGUGCCUAUACCAUUUAACGGUGCUCCUGUUCCUCCUGGAGCUGGCCAAAGACUGCUCAUCAACAAAGCAUCUAGAAAUAUGGUUAAUCUCCGAGCGCCAGUACGUCAGCCACAACAUGCUCCAUCCUCGGUACCUUCAGCAGCUCCAAUGGCUCCACCAUCAGCUAUAACAAACAAACCGCCAUCUCCUAAGAAGUCUAUAACUUACAAAAGUAGAUUGCUUGAGGUGAAUUCACAGCACAAAGUUUUUGUAUCAUUUGCUGAGGAGGGUCCUGAAUUAUUUGCAGUCCAAUUAGUGUCAGAUGCAACUAAAUUACAAGACAUGAUGGAUGAUAUAAAUAGAAGGCCGCAUAGUAGCCUUGCAGAGCCACCUAUGAUUGGAACUGUCUGUCUCGGUAGGAUGUCUGGAGACCGCAUAAUUUGUAGAGCAAUUGUCAUGAAUUUAUCUGGAUCGCAAUGUAAAUUGUUCUUUGUAGACUUUGGUGAUACAGAAAUGGUGUCAUACUAUGAUAUAUUUGAUAUUCCUGAAGAGUUUGUGAAGCCUAAUGUCUUUGCUAUGCGGUUUUGUUUGUCCGGUGUUAAGAAGUUGGAGAAAAGUCCGCAUUUGAAUGAAGCGUUCAAACAGCUGGUUAGUGGUAAAGUUUUGACCCUAAGAGUAGUAUCCCCAGAAGGUCCUCCACUGAUACAAUAUGGAGAACUAUUCUUGGAUAACAAAAGUGUUUUAGAUAUUUUAAUGGCAAAUAUGAAAGACAAGUUGCAAUUUAAAUGGAUGGAAAUGCUGCCUCUGGGCAGUAGACAGUCAGUGUUAGUUUCAUAUGUAGAUAGUUGUAUAAAAUUCUAUGUGCAAUUGUCGGAUAACAUUGACGAUCUAAAGUCUGUAAUGGGUGCUGUUAAGACUCAUUGUGAAAACACAUCAUCGCCUGGAGAACUGCCAGUUGGUGCUGUAUGCUGCGCCAGAUUCCCUGAUGAUGACAACUGGUACAGGGCAAUGGUCAUGGUAUCUAGAGGGAACAAAGUUGUAGUUGCUUAUGUUGAUUAUGGUAACGAGCAAGAAGUAGAUGUUACUGACUUGAGGACAAUAACUCCAGACUUGAUAAGACUGCCGGCUCAAGCCAUGAAAUGUGCACUUAAAGGGUUUGAAAAUAAACCAAUAGAGACGAAGACAUCAAACCAACUAGAAAUGUUAGCAUUAGAGAAAACUCUAAUGGCACACAUAGUUGGUGUAUUAUCCAGUGAUACGAUGCUUGUUACCUUGAUAGAUGACACAGUCACACCCCCCCUUGAUGUGGCUAAAAAGAUGAAUCAACUUUCUCAACCAAGGAGUAAUACUAUUGAGGCCAAAGUAACAACACCGCUGCGUAAAGACGCGCCGGAAACUAUAAGUUCACCUGAAGGAAGCAUUCAAGACGAUAAGAAAAAGAACUUCAGGCGUGAAAAGAGUUUCAAAGAAGAGAAAAGAAAAGACGGAGAGGAUUUCGGACCUAGAGGGGGCAGCUUCCGCGGCCGAGAUCAAAAGGAGGGCUUCGAACGAUCGGGUCCGGGACGACAUAGUGAAAAGUAUGGGACGAAAACCGAUAGAGGGGAUCGACGCGGUCCGCCUAGACCUCGCGAUAACAACCCUACGACUACCAAUGAUGACGAAAGGGAGGAGAUCUCGCCUCCGCAACGACCAAAUAGAGAAAAUCCUAGAGAAAGAAGAAAACCUAGGACGGAUCAAGAUAAAAGAGGCGCUUGGAAGAAGGAAGGAAGUGGAGUCGGGAAACGAUUGAGGCAAGCGGCCGAAGCUGCGUCUUUAGAUGCGCAAGCGCAUGCUCAAAGAGGAUCAAUACAGGAUCGAUUGAAACGGGAUAACAGAUAUACACAAGAUGAGGACAGCAGGGGUGAUGAUCGCGGUAAUAGAGGCUUUAGACCAGACAGGAGGGACAACCGCGGUGAUAGACGUGACAAUUGGGGUGACAAGAAAGACAAUUGGAAUCAAAAGCGAGAGUUUAGAGAUAAUAGAGCAGAUAGGGGUGACAGACAGGACAAAGGCAGAAGUAACUUCAGCCCUCGCGAUAGAGCCGAAAGAUCAGACCGUUCUUUCGCAUCUGAUAGCGAUAAGAGAUCAGAGAGAAGUUACAGAUCUCAAGAAAGCGGAUUUAACCGCAACAGUAGAACACCCCCACAAAAGUCUCGAGGCAAAUUCACACAAGUUCAAUGCAAAGAACUGUCAGACCCUCUACCUCCAGAGACACCAUUCACUGAGCCGUCAGUGGAAAUAGGAUCGCAGCAAGAAGUAUCCGUUACUUGGAUAAUAUCCCCAGAAAAUUUCUACACUCAAAUAUUAUCACUGCAACCUAAAUUUUUAGAAAUGAUGCAUAAAAUUCCGGAAUUGUAUAAAGGGGUCCGGUCGUACUCUGGAAACGUACCGAUCGGUGCGUCAGUUUUAGCACGCUAUCCAGCGGAUGGCGUUCUCUACCGAGCUACUAUAGUUUCCGUCCAACCUUUCUCUAAAUUCAUAGUUCGCUACGUAGAUUUCGGUAAUAAGCAACUCGUGGACGCAAAAGAUAUUUGGCAAAUGGAAAGAGAGUUGAUGGAACUUCCAAAAAUGGCUGUACAUUGUUCCUUGUCCGGUGUUGUGCCGAAAACUGGCGAGUGGAAGGCUGACCCAGAAAUAGAUCUUUGCUUCAAUGCGCCUCGGUAUCAAUGUGUGUUCCAAGAAUGUGUGGAAGAUCAAUAUAAAGUGUCUUUAUGGAACAAUGGAGUAAGUGUAGCGGAUCUGCUGGUUGAAAAGGAAUUAGCUGUUAUGUCCGAAAGUCAAACGGCUGUCACCUUGAAAGAUGAAGCAAUCGAUCUAACAAUAAUAGUUGGACAGCAAAUAAUGUGCAGGGUAACACACGUGGAAUCGUUUGAGAAGUUCUUUGUCCAGCUGGAUUUGGAUAAAGCUGAUUUAGUUGAGAAUGCUAUCAACAGUUACGAUGUGGAAAAGUUAACACCUCUACCUGCCGAUAGUCUAAUGGAAGGAAUUCACUGUACAGUGAAACACAACGACAAAGUAUAUCGCACAAUACUCAACGACGUUUCUGAUACUAAUAACAUUGAAGCAGUUUUACCAGACUAUGGAAACACUAUCACUACAACAUUAGAUAAGUUAAUGAUUUUGCCGACAGAAUUGAGCGUCUACUAUUAUCAAUCGUUGCAAUGUUCUUUCAACAAUUAUACGGAAGAAUCGAAGACUCUACUGUCCCUAGAUGACUUAAAGAAAAGACUGACUGGAAAUAAAUUUAUAAUAUAUGUGAAUUAUGUUGAAGGAAUUACAUUGGUUUCAACAUUGUAUGAAGGAGUAACUGGUCAAAAGAUAGCGAUAUUUGAGCCAGAUGAAGGAUCUUAUGAUGAAGUAGUACCGCUUUGUACAAGAGCUGUAUUUAAUUACAACUUCGGCAACGCUUAUAUUUCGCAUAUAGAAAAUCUGAAUGAAUUCUACUUGCAAAAGUCAUCCGAUGGUGAUAAGAUCGCACAGCUCUUAGAACAUUUAUACCAGUUCUAUGAAGAGGGAACUCCAGAAGCUCUAACAGAAUUUGAGGCUGACGGAUUGUGCGUGGCUAAAUCAUCGGAUGGUAAUUGGUACAGAGCUACAAUACUCAGCUCAACUGAAAAUAGUGUUAAAGUGCAGUUUCCCGACUAUGGCAACUCUGAAAUCGUACCUAAAGAAGCACUUAAAAAGCUUGAUCCUAAAUUCUAUGAACCGUGCUAUUUAGCAUUAGUCGCCAGUUUGGGACUUGUAUCCCUACAAAAAGAUACUGUAAGCAAACUAAUGGAAUGGACUACUGAAAAAGAGCUUCAAGUUACCUUGGCGUUCGGAAAUGAUGGCUGGCUUGCUAACUUACACUUAGAUGGUGUAGAUCUUUCUAUGAAAUUGAUAAAUGAGAAACUAGCUACUACUCAAAUAAUUUCUGAAGUAAUUUCCGAAGAACCAAAAUCCGACGCUCCUAUAGAAGAACCUAUUUCUUUGCCAGAAGGUUGUACGCAAGUAUACAUCAGUCACAUAGACACUCCUGGACAUUUUUGGUUACAAAUGUUAGAUAAAGUCCAAAAAAUAGACGAUAUCCAAGCAGAAUUACAGAGUAAUGCUGACAGUUACACAGAUAUUGAAAAUCGUGAAAUGGGAACGUUAUGUGUCGCUAAAUAUUUAGCAGACGACCAGUGGUAUCGGGCAGAGAUUCUGGAUUCAGAUUCUGACAUAACAACUAUUCGUUUUAUUGACUACGGAAACACUGACGUUUUAGAUAAUCAACCCGGAUUGCUAAAAGUAAUGCCAGAUCACCUAAAAGAAAUCGAGCGAUAUGCAAUUAAGUCUAGUGUAAAUGCAAUCCCGACUGGAACGGGACAGUGGUCUGAACCGGCCUCUGACUACUUUACACAACUUGUUGGUGAUUUAUCAUCGCCAGUAGAUGCAUUAAUCGUUCUAAAGGAUGUAACAACUUACGUAGAUAUUUUCGUGAAUGGUCAAAAUGUAACCGACAAAUUAGUUUCUGAAGGACACGCUACUAGAUCAGAAGAAACAGAAUGCGGCGACUUACCUUCUUGUUUCGCUAGCCAUGUUAAUUCUCCUUCCGAAUUCUGGAUCCAACUUGAAACCGCUGCGCCCGAACUACAAUCAAUGGAGGCAGCGAUGGUCGAUGCAGAAAGUUUCCCGGAACUUACUGAAAAAGAGGAAGGUGUAUUAUGUGCGGCUAAAUAUCCCGAGGAUGGCGCCUGGUAUAGGGCACAGGUAAUUGUCGACGGUUCUGAAGGAACGGAAGUAUUGUUCAUGGAUUACGGAAACGCGUCAAUUGCUAACGAGUUACGAAGUCUUCCAGACGAAUUGAAGCUUAAGCCAGCUCUUUCUAGGAAGUGUGCUCUACAAAAACCACGUGACAUCAAAUCUUGGUCACGUAAAUCUGAAAUUAAAUUUAACGAGUUAGCAGCAGAAGGGGCUACUAUAUUUAAUGUUCAAUUUAUUGCUUCAGGGGAUAUCUCAAUAGUUGAGCUUUAUCUUGACGGUAAAUCUGUUACUGAAGAGUUAGUUGGGCUUUGCGAAGAACAUCCAACCUCCGAAAGACCGACACCAGUUGGACAGGACUUGCAUAGUAGUGGCAAAAUUUGUUACGUUAAUUCCUUGGAAGAAUUUUAUGUUCAUUUAGAUGACUCUAUAGCUAGUCUUGACAAAGUCACAGAUAAGCUAAGCGAAUGUAGUGAAUUUGAACCGAUCUCGGAACUAAAAGUUGGCUCUAUAUGUGCUGCUUUCUGGAGUGAAGAUGAACAAUGGUACAGAUGUAGAAUCUUAGAGUUUUGCGAUGUAGGAUAUCACGUGCAAUUUAUAGACUAUGGAAAUAAAGCUAAAUGUGAGGAAUUCAGACAAUUACCUGAAGAUAUUGCGAUGAUCGAACCGUUAGCUAAAUGUUGUCGGUUAGCUGGAUUUGCCGACGAUGUCUCAAACGAAUCUGCGAAAUCAAAACUUGAAGAUUUAGUUGCUGAACUUGUCACAUUCCAAAUAGAAUUUUUAGAUAGCAUUAAAGAUCCAUCCCUAGUAAGACUGCUUUUAAAUGGUACAGAUUUGAGUUCUGUUAUAAAAACGGACACUCCAGAUUUUGUCGACCAAACGGAUCCAAUUGCCGAAAAAGAAAAAACAACCAAUGAAUAUGAUAAUGAGAAUCCUUCGGAAGAGUUAAAUUCAUCACAGCAAGACUCAAACGCAAGUAUAAGUAGUUAUAAUACGGUGAUAAUGGGAUUAGACGUGGAAAAAGAUGAUUCAAAUAAAAGUAAUACAUAUUUAGAAGAGGAAAAAGAUAAUGCAAAUAAAAGUAUUACACCUUUAGAAGGGGAAAAAGAUAAUGUGAAUGAAAGUAUUACAUCUUUAGAAGGAGAAAAAGAUAUUUCAAAUAAAAGUAAUACAUCUUUAGAAGGAGAAAAAGAUAUUUCAAAUAAAAGUAAUACAUCUUUAGAAGGGGAAAAAGAUAUUUCAAAUAAAAGUAAUACAUCUUUAGAAGGGGAAAAAAAUAAUGCCAAUAAAAGUAUUACAUCUUUAGAAGGGGAAAAAGAUAAUGUGAAUGAAAGUAUUACAUCUUUAGAAGGAGAAAAAGAUAUUUCAAAUAAAAGUAUUACAUCUUUAGAAGAGGAAAAAGAUAAUUCAAAUAAAAGUAUUACAUCUUUAGAAGGGGAAAAAGAUAAUUCAAAUAAAAGCAUUACAUCUUUAGAAGAGGAAAAAGAUAAUUCAAAUAAAAGCAUUACAUCUUUAGAAGGGGAAAAAGAUAAUUCAAAUAAAAGCAUUACAUCUUUAGAAGGAGAAAAAGAUAUUUCAAAUAAAAGUAAUACAUCUUUAGAAGAGGAAAAAGAUAAUUCAAAUAAAAGUAAUACAUCAAUAGAAGAAGAAAAGAACAAUUUAAAUAAAAGUAAUACCUCUAAUGAAUCAAAUCAAGAUAAAGUAAUUACACCUGAACAAAAUGUUGACAACCUAGAAAUUUCUAAUGGACAAUCAAUCGCUCCAGUGAAAGAAGAAACUAAAGAACAAUUGAAUAAUGAUAAGGACGAUAGCAGUCCAGAGCAUGUUGAAUCUGUUAAAGAAAAAGUAUCGCUAGACAAAAAAUUUGUCUCACAGGGUGACGAAAAACCCGUUGAAGUUGUAUAAUUAUUUUUUAACACAAGCACCAAUCGCAUAUAAAUUGACACAACACAUUGUUUCGUAUAAUGUUAAUUCUGAGAUAUAUAUUUCAUAUUUAUACUCUUAGAAAAACAAACUUGUCAAAUAGGUAUUGCGAUUUGAUGAUGAUCGCAAUAUAAAAUGAGUUGUGUUAAUAACUUGGGCAGUUGUUUGACCUUUUGAAAUUUUUUAGUACUUAAAGUAAGGUUUUGUGUUAUUUUUUUUAUAGUUUCUGUUAAUUGACUUUGUGUGUCACUUGUAUAAGUAUUAAAGAUAUUACCGUAAAAAUGUUAUUGAUUUACAUUUUUUUUUUGUAUCCUUAAUAAGAAAAAAGAUAAGUAAAAGGUUAAUUUUGUGCUUUAUUCUUUAAUUAAAUCUUUUAGUAUACUUUAAAAAUACUCAUUUUAAUUAUGUGAUUGUUUUCAUUGUGAAAAUGGUAUACUAGUAAGACAUACUAUUCUAAAUGUAUAAAAUUCAUUUUUAUAAUGUUUAUCUUUUAAUUUCGAAGCAUUAUUAACUUUUUUUUAGCUUCAAUAACUUGAAUGUAAAAAGAAUUUGAAAUAUAUGUUACUCUAUAAAACAUAAAAUUGUUUAAAAAAUAAAGUUAUAAAAACUA
This is a messenger RNA of Melitaea cinxia (Glanville fritillary), 8029 nucleotides long. RefSeq names its product maternal protein tudor-like (gene tud). The transcript is spliced from 12 exons. The coding region runs from base 1 to 7401 and encodes 2466 amino acids. The record is from RefSeq and is a predicted model, not a curated record. NCBI's taxonomy places the organism in Eukaryota, Metazoa, Arthropoda, Insecta, Lepidoptera, Nymphalidae. Gene Ontology annotation, biological process: spermatogenesis.